ACUGAUAAUUUCAGACUUAAAAGCAGCAAUUUAUUUUGUACGUUAAACAUAUAGACUGGCGAUCAAACAUAAGAAUGUCAGAGAGUUUACAUAAAAUAAACUUAUUGUUAUGGAAAAACUGUACUCUGCUUAGACGAAAUCUUAAAGCAUUACUUUUGGAAUGGUUAUAUCCUGUUUUAAUAUGUUUGAUUUUGGUACUAAUCAGGCGGGGCUUUGAGGUCACUUUUCAAGAGCUAAUGACUUACAAUGCAUUUAGUCCCCAACCAGGAGCCCUGUGUUCUCGUUCUACUAAUAACACAAUCUUAAUUGCGUACUCACCAACAAGUCCACUAUUACAAAAUAUAUUGGAGAAUGUUUGCUCAAGUGGCACAGAUUCAUCAAAAAUAAGUAUAAAAAGUUACAAAAACUCAGGUGAACUAAAUACUGCAAUUAAAAAAAUUAAAUUUUCUUUUGCUUUACAAUGUGACGAUUCUUUGUUUGGACUUAACCACAGCAGCAAUCUUCCUAAUAAUCUAAAUAUCAAUUUACGAUUGCCAUCAGAAGAUUAUACAACUAACAGUAUUCAAGCGUGGUUCACAAAUCUAAGAUAUUCACGUGAUCUUACAGCAGGUCCUAGAGACUACCGGGAACAAGUUGCUGAAGAACCAGGUUACGAAAGUCGAGGUUUCCUUUAUUUACAAAACUUUAUAACUCUUGCACUUAUAAACAGCAGUGACACUAAUAAUACGCAAAAUCCUGAUAUAGUAAUAAACCGAUUUCCGUACCCCGAGUGGUCAGAAGACAAAUUUUACACAAAAGAGAUAGAAUAUUUUACGGGAUUUCUUUUGGUAUGCGCUUACAUGUAUACCGUUAAUAACUUGACGAAAGAUGUAACAACAGAGAAAGAAAAGCAGUUGAAAGAAUCUAUGAAAGUUAUGGGUCUUCCUGGAUGGUUACAUUGGUUAGCAUGGUUUCUGCGAGCGUUUAUGUUAAUAUUUGUGACCGUUAUUCUGAUGACUAUUCUUCUGAAAGUUACCAUUACAUAUAGAUCAGUAUUUGUCUAUUCUGAUGGUAUAAUUUUAUUCCUUUUUCUUUUAAUUUUUGGGUGCAGCACUAUAACGCUUACUUUUCUAAUAUCCACAUUAUUCUCCAAAGCAAAUACUGCUGUUACUGUAGGUCCUCUCAUAUAUUUAGUCGCAUGUGUACCCGCAUUUUUAUACCAAAGUAAGGCUGCCGUACCGUCAUUAGGCGCAAAAAUGGGAGUUAGUCUUCUAGCUCCUAGCGCACUGAUAUUUGGAGUAGGAGUUUUGUUUAAGUUUGAAGGAAUUGGAAUGGGAAGUCAGUGGAGUAACUUGUUUAAAACUACAUCGCCAAGAGAUAAAUUAUCACUUGGUUUAAUUUUUCUAAUACUAAUUGUUGACACAUUAUUGUAUAUGGUUAUUGCUGUUUACGUGGAGGCCAUUUUUCCAGGCGAAUAUGGAAUUGCUCAGCCAUGGUAUUUUCCCUUUACACGAGCUUACUGGUGUAAGAAACCUCAAGUUCUAACAGGCGCAGAACAGUCAACUGAAACGAAUGGAAAAUUUAUUGAAGACUUUACUGAAAACAUUCCAAUUGGAAUAAAAUUAGUAAAUCUGUCAAAGACGUUCGGAAGUCAUCACGCAGUAAAAAACUUAAAUUUGGACAUGUAUGAAGGACAUAUCACAGUGUUGCUUGGACAUAACGGUGCUGGUAAAACGACUACGAUGUCUAUGAUUUGUGGAAUGUUUCCGCCAUCUAGUGGAACAGCCAUUGUAAACGGUUACGACAUAAGAACAAAUAUACACAACGUUCGCGAGAGUAUGGGAUUAUGUCCUCAACACAACGUUCUCUUUGACAAUUUAAGCGUUUGGGAGCACUUGUAUUUCUUUGGUAAAUUAAAGGGAUUGAAAAUGAAUGAAAUCAAUAAGGAAAUUGAUGACUACAUCAAACUUUUGGACUUGGAAAAUAAGAAAAACUCUCUUUCUAAAACUCUGUCUGGUGGCAUGAAAAGAAAGUUAAGUGUUGCAAUAGCACUGUGUGGAAAAUCGAAAGUGGUUAUGCUAGAUGAACCGACAGCGGGUUUGGAUCCAUCUGCUAGAAGAACUGUUUGGAAUUUGCUCCAAAAGCAAAAGAACGAACGAACUAUUUUACUAACAACGCACUAUAUGGACGAGGCUGAUUUAUUAGGCGAUAGGAUUGCUAUAAUGACAGCAGGUGAACUGCAGUGUUGCGGAUCUAGCUUUUUUUUAAAAAAAACAUAUGCUUCUGGUUAUUAUCUAAUUUUGGACAUUACACCAAUGUGUCAACCAAAUGAUAUUACUAACCUGUUAAGAGGUUACAUUCCCAAUCUGCAAAUUCACUCUCAUGUGGGUUCUGAGUUAACUUAUAUGUUGCCUGAAAAGGAGUCGCGCAGAUUUGAAGCACUUUUAGGGACCCUAGAAUCUGCAAGUGCUAGAUUAGGUAUUCAAAAUUUUGGCAUCUCAGUGGCAACCUUAGAGGAAAUUUUUUUGAAAGUCGGUGCAGAUCACGAUAAGCAAAUUUCAAAAAACAGUGAUAAUAAAAAGAAAGAAAGUGCAAACGAAUCAAUAAGCCGUCUUAAAGGUUUCAAUUUACUACUCAACCAGAUAAUGGCAAUGAUACUGAAAAAAGUAUUAACUACGUUCCGAUCAUGGUUUUUGUUUUUGGUUCAAGUUUUCGUACCUGUUUUGAUUGCGAUAUUGAUGAUUAAGGAUUUCUCCAAACGAACAGAUUCAUUUCCUCCUUAUUCAAUGUCUUUAAAAUCCUACAGCAAACCAAUAAUAUUAUUAGAAAAUAAUGACGUGUUGGCUAACACGUAUGUAAAAGUUCUUGGAGAAUACCCAGUCAAAACCGUUAAAAAUCUUACUGAAGAAAUUCUUGUCUUGACAAGUGAGUCGCCUAUAACAGUAAGAGAACAAUAUAUUGUGGGCGCAUCUUUCAACGACACCACAGCCACUGCUUGGUUUAAUGGUGAUCCUUAUCAUGCAGUAUCGGUAUCUCUCGGUCUCGUAUUGAACGCAGUUUAUAAGAAAAACUUUGGAGAUAAAAAAUCUAUCACUUUUAUUAAUUACCCUUUACCUCUCAGUACAGAUGCCCAGAUCCAAGCUUCGGAAAAUGACAAGAUGGACUUUGGAGGAAAUCUGGGAAUGGCAGGAGCAAUUGUUGCUUGCAUAUAUAUAUUGUUUUAUAUUCGGGAACGCGUUUCUAAAUGCAAACAUCUCCAAAUAAUUUCAGGCAUAAAUCCUUUCAUAUUCUGGAGCAUGGCCUUUUUUUGCGACUUUAUUAUUUUCUUCGUGGUGAUUAUUUUCUGUCUUGUCACCAUUGCCAUUGGUGGUGGUUUCGAAUCGUCAGAAAAAACAGGUUUCGUAAUUCUAAUAUUUGUUUGUUUCUGUUUCUCCGUUUUUCCUUUAAUUUAUUUGCUUUCCAACUUUUUCGAUAUCCCCGCUACUGGAUUUAGUAUUACUUACACAUUGGGGCUGCUAACUGGUUUGAUUGCAUUCCUUAUUAUAGAAGUACUGCGAUUACAGGGCACAUCAGAACAUACAGUGAAAAUAGUGCGGGGAAUAUUUUUUCCUUCUCCUUUCUUUAUAUUAGGAAGUGGGAUUUCUGAAGUAGAAACUAAUAGCAUUAUAAAAGAUGUGUGUCUAAAAGCUGAUGCAAAACAAUCUUGCAAAAUCAAUAAAAUAUGUUGUGAUGUUGAUUAUUUUUCUUCUGGUGAACAUGGAGUAAAAAUAUAUGUCAUUGUGUCAUUUCUGAUAUCACUUGUUCUUUUCAUCAUAAUCUUUAUCAAAGAAUUUGGUUUCUUCAGUUUACUGAGCAUAACGAUGUUUUCCUCUCAGCCUCGUGAAAAUGAUGUAACACUUGAAAGUGAUGUACAGGCCGAAAAUGAAAAAAUCAUAAAUACUCCCAUUAAUGUUUUAAAAAGUGAUUUCUCUGUGGUUCUUCGUGAUGUCACCAAAUAUUACAAGAAGCUUCUUGCUGUAAACCGCCUCUGUCUAGGAAUAAAACGUAAUGAAUGUUUCGGGUUGUUGGGUGUCAACGGUGCCGGUAAAACCACCACCUUCAAAAUGAUGACUGGCGAGGAACGUAUUACUUAUGGUCAAGCUUGGAUCCAAGGCUUCAGCGUAAAAACACAACAAAAACAUGCUCAAAAGUACGUCGGUUACUGUCCGCAAUUUGAUGCGUUACUAGACGAUUUUACGGCUAAAGAAACGUUGGUCAUAUUUGGCCUUAUACGAGGAAUACCUUUUGAUAAAUGCAUCUCUUUGGCCGAGAGCCUCGCUCAUGAAUUUGAUUUUUUUCAACAUCUUAAUAAAAGAGUGAAAACACUUAGUGGAGGUAAUAAGAGAAAAUUGAGCACAGCUAUUGCCUUGAUUGGAGAUCCUCCGGUGAUUUUUCUCGACGAACCCAGCACUGGAAUGGAUCCUGCAACAAAACGAUUUCUCUGGAAUGGUCUCGCGAAAUUAAGAGACGCCGGAAGAUGCCUGGUUUUAACAUCCCACAGCAUGGAGGAAUGCGAGGCAUUAUGCACGAGAAUUGCUAUUAUGGUCAAUGGCACCUUUCAAUGCCUUGGAUCAACUCAAAGACUUAAAAGUAAAUUUGCACAGGGAUUUUCACUUACAAUAAAAAUCAAAAAACAUAGUGAUAAGGCGCUUAUUGAAAAUCAAAUAACAGCAAUCAAUAAUUUCAUUGAAAGAUAUUUUCCGGGGUCUGAGUUGAAAGAAAGGUAUCAAGAGUUGGUGUCUUACGAAUUGGUCAAUCCUAAAAACUUAACUCUAUCAAGAAUGUUUGGAGUUAUAGAAGCAUCGAAACAACAACUUCAAAUUGAAGAUUACUCCUUGGGACAAUGCAGUCUGGAGCAAGUCUUUUUAAGUUUUGCAAAAGAUCAAACGGAAUGACAUUUCUUCGACGUAAACCCAAUUUUUUUGGAAUCACUUCGUUCAAAAUAAAAGGUUAUUAUCGUCCAA
Tribolium madens (black flour beetle) is the source of this 4982-nucleotide messenger RNA. RefSeq names its product phospholipid-transporting ATPase ABCA3-like. The coding region runs from base 75 to 4913 and encodes 1612 amino acids. Gene Ontology annotation, biological process: transmembrane transport; lipid transport. NCBI's taxonomy places the organism in Eukaryota, Metazoa, Arthropoda, Insecta, Coleoptera, Tenebrionidae. Gene Ontology annotation, molecular function: ATP binding; ABC-type transporter activity; lipid carrier activity. The transcript is spliced from 18 exons. Gene Ontology annotation, cellular component: intracellular membrane-bounded organelle; membrane. The record is from RefSeq and is a predicted model, not a curated record.